Selaginella moellendorffii is the source of this 1301-nucleotide messenger RNA. Its product is annotated as probable protein phosphatase 2C BIPP2C1. The record is from RefSeq and is a predicted model, not a curated record. Bases 18 to 1166 code for a protein of 382 amino acids. The transcript is spliced from 9 exons. Lineage: Eukaryota; Viridiplantae; Streptophyta; Lycopodiopsida; Selaginellales; Selaginellaceae.
GCUCCUGGUGCUCGGCUAUGAGGCGUAUUUCCUGGGCGGGAAGGAACGCGGGUAUGGCGCUGUCGAUGCAGCAGGACAAGGCCGUCACGGCGAUCGCAGCGGCCGCCGCAGCUGGAUGUAGCUUGUCCCAGCAGCAGCCAUGGCAGCGGCGAGCUUCGGCCGGAUUCGCGAGGCGCCAGGGCGGAUUUGAUGUCUUGAGGUUUGCUUUUGGGGGCCGUGAGAGGCGGCUUCAGCAUGGCAUGCCGCGGCAGUCGGUGCUGUUCUCCAAGCUGCCCUUUGAUGAGAUUGCCUCGCAGUUUUCUACGCGAGCGUCCGAAGAGACAACGCAUGUUACUUUCGAUGAAUCGGCUGUUUCCCUCCCACAACCGGCCAAGAAGUUUUCCACGCACAACUCAGCUUGCAAAAAUGGCGAAGAGGGGUGCCAGAAUGCUGAAACGGAUUCUACCAGCCGGUUGCUUCGACUCGACUAUGCUGCGGCGAUGCGUCCCCAUCCUGAGAAGGCUCAAAGAGGGGGUGAAGAUGCUUUCUUCACUGAAGGCUCCUGGAUGGGUGUUGCUGAUGGUGUUGGGGGCUGGGCCGGAGAAGGCAUUGAUUCGGGGAUGUAUUCUCGGGAGCUUAUGGGACAUUGUAAGGCAUUGGUUGUAAACAGCAAAGGGAAACCGGACCCCAAGGACGUGCUUGUCAAAGCCGCCGGCAGUACAAAGGCCCAGGGAUCAGCAACGGUCCUUGUGGCUGCAUUGUUUGAGCAAACACUGUACGCAGCAAACUUGGGAGACUCGGGGUUCAUCAUAGUUCGCAAUUGGCAAGUAGUUGCAAGCUCGGAGCCCAUGCAGCAUAGUUUUAACUUUCCGUUUCAAGUUGGAACAUUUGGUGACCAUCCGACGGUUGCAGAGGAAUUCAAGAUCCCUGUCUGCAAGGGUGACAUUAUUGUUUUGGGAACUGAUGGCCUUUUUGACAAUCUCUUCAGCGACGACAUAAUCGAAGUUCUUAAAAAAUCUCUUGGGUCCGACCAAGUCAACUUGAAGGCAGCUGCAGCAGACCUUGUAGCUGGGGCGCAGGCCGAGCGUUUGGACAGCCCGUUUGCCAGGGCGGCUGCAAAGGCGAGAAUGAAUUGGAGCGGUGGAAAGCUAGAUGAUACCACGGCAGUUGUGGCGUUUGUGACGUGAUAUUUGAGUCGCGAAGGGUAAACAUUUCAAGCAGUUUUUGCGGAGGCCAGUGUAAAUUGCUCAGGCCGUUAAUUUUUGCGGUAUUUCCGGUUCUUACGCUAAUUGAGGUAUGACAUCCUUUUGAUUUGAUUCAAA